This is a messenger RNA of Trichomonas vaginalis G3, 2541 nucleotides long. RefSeq names its product spectrin binding. Bases 1 to 2541 code for a protein of 846 amino acids. The record is from RefSeq and is a predicted model, not a curated record. NCBI's taxonomy places the organism in Eukaryota, Parabasalia, Trichomonadida, Trichomonadidae. The transcript has a single exon. Gene Ontology annotation, molecular function: protein binding.
AUGGAAAAUGAUAAAAUUGUUUAUGAAGACUUAAAGAUCAAAAACUUCGAUGAUGUUGUUAUCCCCGAACCAUUUCAGCCAUUGUAUGAAGCAGAAUCACAUUACUUUAACCUAAACAAAGAAAAUUUCGAAACAACAGUCAACUUCUUUAAAAAGUUUAUUACAGAUGGCCCAGGCGAAACACAAGCUAAUAAUUUCAAAUACUUGUUAGAAUUAUUUGUUGAUGGAGAUUUGGUCCAAUGUUAUCCAGAUAAUUUGCAUUUUCAAAUACUACAAACUCUUGGCAAGAUAUUCAAUCCAAUAAUCAGAACGAGGAACUUAGAUUUAUAUCAUAUAGCAUAUAACGCUGGAAUAAAUAUAAUGCUCCCUCCUGAGCUUGCAAAAUUGCACAAAAAACCAGAAAUGACACCACGUGAGCCACCAGAUGAAUUAACACAAAUCAUGCUUGAUGAUGAUGUAGCAAAAUUUCAACAGCAUUUUGAUAAAUCUAAUCCAAAUUAUUUCAAUAUUGUUGAAUCUGUGUUAAUUCAAAAUCCAUCAGUUAACAUUGUCAAAUACUUACUUAUCAGCGGAGAUUUUGAGCAAUUAUUGAAACAAGCGUUGUUUUCAAAAUCAUAUUUAGCAACUAAAAUAGUUUCAUCAGGGAAUAUAGAAAUUAUACGAUUACUUGAGCAAAAUGGUAUUAAAUAUAAUUAUUGUUUGUCAGAAGCUUUUAAAACACGUAAUUCUGAUUUAAUUACAUGGCUUCUUGAAAAUUAUAAACAAUAUAAGCCAUCAUAUGUUUAUUUAUCCUUCAUCAAAUCAAUUAUUUUCUGUUUGGAAAAUAACAAUUGUUCAGAUUAUUCGAAAUUGAUUGCUGUUUAUUUCAGAUCAAAGUUCAAAUCUGUUCUUGAAUUUUUCAUUCAUUACAAACAAAAUUUGACAUUAAAAGAACAAGAUUAUAGUUUUCCACGACUUCAUGAUGAAGCAGAUAUAUCAAUUAUCUCUGAUUGUUUAAUUAACGAAAGAUAUGAUUAUUUCAACAUUUUAUAUGAUUUAGGAUUGUGCUAUUCCGAUGGAUUUUUAUUGCACCCUUUGUCAUUUUUAAUUUUCCAUAAGAUUCAUGAUCUUGAUCUUUAUGAAAAGGUUUAUCAAUUGACUCAAAGAAAUACGUCAACUAGUUUUGAAUUACCAAAAAGACUAGUUCAGGAUGUGUUGCCUGAUAUGGAUUUGAUGAAAUUUUUCUUAGAAAGAAAAAUAAUUACUCCUAAUUUACCAGAGAUUUUGACAUGGUCCGGUCUUGAUGAGAUGAUAUACAUAUUUGAUCAUUUUCAAAGUUUUAAUGUCAAACAGUUUAAUUCAGAAUUUAAUGAUGAAGAAAAAUUUUUGGAUUUUAAGCCGGAUUUAGUUGAUUAUAUUGUGAGAAACUAUCAAAUCGAUCUUGAAGGUAAUAAUGGAUUUUAUAUUAUGAAGUUUGCAUUUUUCAAAGGACAUAUUGAUUUAAUUGUAUAUCUUCUUGAUAAGAAUGUUAUUUUAUUCAGAAAAAAACUAAAGGAAGAAUAUAAAAACAGGAAAAAAGAAAAACACAACUUUUGGAACAAUUUUUACUAUGGUUAUAAAGAAGAAGAGGAAGAAGAGGAUGAAUAUGAGUAUGAAUUUGAUGAUCCAAGGUAUAAUUUUUAUAACGUCAUGGACUGCGCAGAACAUGAUAACCUUGAAGCUUAUCAACUUAUUCUAUCUCACGGUGGUAAAGCACAUGCAAAAGGGUCUGAAUACUGCAACACACUUCUUGACUAUCACUCAAUGAAUGGAAACUUCGAAAUUAUUAAAAUUCUUAUUGAACAUGGAGCAAAAGUCACAGAAAACACACUCGAAUUAUGCAGCGAUGAUAAAUCUAUGUGUUUCUUGAUCGACCAUGCCGAUGAAUACAUGUUGUAUAGUAAUCUUUGUUUAUUAAUUAAUGGCGAUGAUAAGCCAACGGGAUUUUUUAACUAUGUUAAAAAAUAUUCACUCAACAGUUGUUCAUUAGAAGUUUUCCUUAUGUGUUUGUCAAAAGCUUUGCAAGUCAAAAAUGAAAGUGUUAGCAUUUUCAUAUUGAAGAAUACUGAGAUUGAUAGCGGCGAUUACCUUGAUCAAUUUCCAAGUGAAAAUGAUCAUUGGCUUAUUAAAGCGAUCGAAAUGAAUUCACCAGAAUGUGUUCGUUUGCUUUUAAAUCUCAUGGAAAAGUGUGAGCUAAUUAAAGGAUACUUCACUCCAAGGAUUAUCCCGAUUAAUGACUAUUAUGUCCAAAAAUCACGCCAAGCAAUAAUCCCAGACUAUUAUCUUCAGGCUGCUAAACUGAAUAACAUUGACAUUGUUAAAAUUCUUAUUGAACACAAAGUUCCAAUUAACCGCAAAUCUGAUGAUAUUCUCAAAAAUGCAUUGUUUUGGGCGGCUGUUCGAGAAAAUGUUGAUAUAAUUAACUUACUAUUCGAAUAUGGUUAUGAAAAACUGGAUAUUCCAGAAGAAGACAUCUCAAUGUUUCAUAUUCAUCCAGAUUUGGUUAAAUUGAUAAGAAAAUAA